Molecule: messenger RNA, 4209 nt
Organism: Cylindrotheca closterium
Lineage: Eukaryota; Bacillariophyta; Bacillariophyceae; Bacillariales; Bacillariaceae
Source: the annotation of a GenBank genome assembly
AUGAUGUCCGAAGGUGGCGUCUAUCCUUGGAAAAGGCAAGAUGUGGACAUCCAUCGUGGGCCCCCAGCAAGCUAUGCCGGUCUACAGAAUCCUCUUCCUGAACCACCAGAGAAUAUGCGAUGGAUCAAGGAUGAGGACACACGAGAAUGGAGUCUGGAACGAAAACUUGAGAAGGAUACAUUCUUCCAAGAAAUUACUCCAAAACCACGACUUGAAAAUCGCAACUAUUUCGAACACGAAAUCCAGCCCAGUGACACCUUCACUGGAAUUUGUUUACGUUAUAAAGUUUCAGCGGCACAAUUGCGAAAAGCAAAUGGUGGAUUCAGUGGUACCAAUCUAUUCCUAGCUCCGAAUCCAUUGAAGAUUCCCAGGCAAGAAAUGACCAAGCAGAAAUCAGGAGAAAACGAAGAAUCUUCAAAAAUGAGAGCUUCAGAUUCAUCUAGCAUUGGUAGAACAAGUCCGUCGCAAACCGAAAUUAGUCAAUCCGUAAAUGGGGUAUCAUCUCAAGCUACGACGAUUCUUAGUGAUGAUGAGGACGAUGAUGAUGAUUCCAAUGCUGCCAUGCAAGUAUUGCAAGACUCGUUGCGGUUCGAAAGCGAACGGCAGAAUCCAUUGCAGUUCGAAAGCGCCCGACUACCACCACCGCAACCAAUGGAGGAGCGUAGAACCUCGUCGACAACCACUCUUUAUCCACCUAUUGAGAGUAUUGAAGCCAUUGCUCGAAAUCAAAUUGAAUUAGAAGAAACCUGGAAAGCAGCUGCAGAACCCCAAAAAAUGAGUUAUCAAGAAACCAAGGCAGCUGCAGCAAUGAAAUCCUGCUGCGACGAUUGCGAUGGCAGUUCCUGCACUUGCGCUUCCUCAAACCCGCACAUGAGUCCCACUCGACAUCAUCAGUUUCCAUUCAUGGCACUUUCAAAUCCACACGCAGCAGCACGAGCGACAUCCUUGCGUGGUCCAACCUUAUAUCCUUCCAUAUUCCCUAACGGGCAUAACACCCCCCCACGCGCACUCGCAAGACGUUCUCGGGGUAUCGACUACGAUGACAUGGACGACCAUCACAAUCGCCAUGGUCAACUUCGAGAUGAUGACGAUGAUUUGCUUGCAAUGAAAAUGGCUGCCUAUGAAGGAGGAGGAGGAAGGGAAAGUAUGCCUCCAGUUGCCCGCAUGCCAUCGCAACAAGCAGAAGCUACAGUGGUUGACUACGAUGUACAUCCUGCGGACAUCUCUGUUCAUGCAGUUCAAGCUGAUCUGGUGGGACAGGAACACUAUCAUGGUGAUUCCCAAUACAACUCAUCCCAGGCUCAGGUCACAGACUACCCACCUACAACAGUAACAGCACAUGCUUCGGAGUUCAUUGAGACUGCUCAGAGUGUCAUAGCAACGGUUGCUGGAGAUGCAACCGAAGCAACUGUGAUUGAGAGCGGACCCAUGGAUAAGGUUACAGCUGAUGCUUGGGAUGCAACUACCACAGAGGCAUUGGUCUUGGAAGAUUCCAACAUGGACAUUGUUGAUUUAGAUAGCAAGCCACCUGCCGUGGAAGAUAGGUCUCUCCCAAGAGAACAAAAUAUAGCGUAUGACGCACAGGAAGGUCAUAUGCAGGAAGCUGCAGCUGAGGCAACUGUGCUUGAGUUCGACGAUCAUCCGUCAACCUUCCCCAUUGCUUCCAACGCAGUCCAUGCAGAGUUUGUUGGACAAGACUUCCGAUCGUCCAGUCAAGACAUUUGUUCAUCUGCAGUUUAUGAGCACUCAUCAUCUGCUGAUUCGGACUUCCCGCCUGGUAGCAACCACGAGGAUGUGGCAAUACAAAGUGCGGAAGUGAGAGCUGAUGAAAUGAACAAUGCGACUGAAGCCACUGUGAUCAACAGUUCCCAGCUGAAUGAAGCAUGGGACGUGGUAUCUGCAGUAGAAGAAACCUCUGGAACCGAUGUUGUUUUCCCCAGUGGCGAAGCAGAGGUUGUUGGGAUCACUGAGGAUGUGCAUCCUUCUGAACUUGCGUGCAGCGUAAAUAGAGCCGAGCUGGUUGGAACAGAUCUGAACUGCGCAAUUGCUGUUGCUUCAGACCACCAGCACGAAGAAUCAUAUGAUAAUAACUUUGAUACCCAGGUAGAGGAAGCCCAAGUCUUGGAUGAUGCACCUGGGGACACUACUUUUGAACCUGAGUUAAAAGAUGUCCCGAUGCAAGACAAUGAUUGGACAAGCAGAGAUGGCAGUGGCGACAGUUUUGCCAUUGCAGAGGGAGCAGCAGAAGUUGUAGGUAUCACCGACAAUUACCACCCUUCAGAGCUUGUUGGAGAUGCAGCACAAGCUGAGCUGAUGGGAACAGAUUCCAAUUAUGCUGUUGCUGUAGCAUCAAACAUGCAACAGGAGGGCAAUGCUGCACAAGGCUUGAACGAUGCAACUAUCGGUGACGGGGAGUUUGUAGUAGAAGGCCCGGUUGGGGAUGUAGUUGCUACUGAAACGGCUGGGCAAACUGGGGCAGUACCUCGAGAGACUCAUGCAACCUUCAUUGACUACCAAGAGUUCACUCAAGUUGAUGCUUAUGCCGCAGUGAUGGCAGAGCUAGUAGGAGACGACAACAGAUUUAGCAACGAAGAGCCUCCCAUGCCGGUCACUGUGCUAUCUGAACCAGUUGAGAACUUUGACUAUAGUGAUGGCUCAGCACUUCAUGCACGGAAAACGGAGGUACCAAUCGCGAACCAAAACAGUGCUGUAAUUGAAACGAGUGCUGUGCACCAAGAAAUAGCCUUGGACUCAGACCAUCAUUACACGCAAGGUAAUCUAUCGGCAUCUUCUCACAACUCCCCUUCGCAUGUGGUGGCUUCACCAAUGCUGACAAAUUCUGCACCAGCAGCUGAGGCUAUCCAUGGAUCUGUAGAUGCAGACGCUGGUGUGGAUUCAAUUGCAAUUGCUUCUCAGCGGACAACAAGUUCAGGAAGUAUUCGUUUACAGUCGUUUCAUCCAAGCUCUAUUGCAAGGAAUACCAGCAAUGUAAUGGCUAGAAGUACCAGCAGCGUGAUUGAUUUGCUGUUCAGGUGCCAGAAUGUGACAACGAAUGACGAGCUUGCACGAUCGUUAUAUCCUCGAGAACUACUUCCAUCAACAGUUUUGUUUUCAGAAGCUACCAAUUCGUGGGUAACAACAGUCAACACGAACCAAAAAGCUCUGGAGCAAAGGGAUACAGAAGAGAGCGCAAAGUCUGUCAGGGCGUUCUCUGUUCCAACAAGGAAGCAGGCAGUCUGUUUGGCAAAGGCUUGGUCCCCACCAAAAAUGCAUGCCUUUGAAGCAAAUCCAGCUUGUACUAUCUGUGCUUCUCAAUUCAAUGUGUUCAAACGAGCGUCACAUUGUCGAAACUGUGGUAUCUGUGUGUGCAAUAAUUGUAUGGUUCAAUGGCCACAAAAGAUGUUGCCAAUCACGUACAACAUCAAGAAAGAGUCCAUGAUGAAUGUUUGUAAAACAUGCGAUUGGUUGUGUUCUUCCUUUAGAUUGGCGCUUCUUGACGGUGACAAGGAUAGAGCAAUAGCUAUACACUCGACUGGAAAUAUCAAUCUUACAACACCGUUUGCAAAUGUCAAAGGAGAGUUAUUCUAUCCUGUGCACUGCGCAGUAUUGGGAGGGAACCUAGAGCUCUUAAAAUGGUUGAUCGAGGAACACUGCUGCCCACUAAGGUCGAUUCGCAUUAGCAGUUGUAGACAGAGAGAUGCUGCUGGAACGUACACGCCAAUUCUAACUUCCAAAGGCAGAUCUUUGCUGGGAAUCGCACUUGAAAACAGAAAUAUUGACAUAGUGCAUUAUUUGGUGGUGAAAAAACGAAUGAUGCUCACGGCCGAAAAGGGGAUUUCGAAUGAAAUUCUGACGCAAAACUUAGAUCUUGUUCUGAGAGUGUUACCUGAUAAUGCAUUCCACAGGCAGCAAACGUCCCUUCCAGAAGAUCUUGCUAUACCAAUAGACAGUACGAUUGUUAGAUCAAGUAGUGGGAACCAGGGGAUUCAAACAGAGGAUGAUAACGUGAUCACCGCAACAAGUUUGUCUGACGUAGGAGAAGAGAUCGGUACAUCGCGAGAUGAGUGUAUCAUUUGUUUCUCGAACCCCAUCAAUUGUGUCGCAACUCCAUGUGGACAUCAGAUAUGCUGCCUAGAUUGCAGCCGCAACAUUAUUCGGUGUCCAGUUUGUGCUGUUGAGUGCACCUUCAUGCGAGUCUACAGACCCUAG